GUUUUUCGCGGAAAAUGCGUUGGAUUUUGUUACCGUUGUUGACGUUGAUACGUGCAAUAUGGUGCGCGCACGGCGCCUGCGAGCCGAUCAGAAUCGAGAUGUGUCGUGGCCUUGGCUACAAUGUCACUGUCAUGCCGAAUCUAGUUGGUCAUGAGAUUCAAGGCGAUGCCGAUUUUACCUUACAAACGUUCAGCCCGCUCAUUCAAUACGGAUGCAGUGCGCAAUUGCAUCUGUUCUUGUGUUCGGUGUAUGCUCCGAUGUGUACCGAGAAGGUCCCCGCACCUAUAGGUCCCUGUCGAGGUCUGUGCGAACAAGUGCGGGCACGCUGUUACCCGGUUCUUCAGGGAUUCGGUUUUCCCUGGCCCGCUGCAUUGAACUGUUCCAAGUUUCCACCGGAAAACAAUCACCAGCACAUGUGCAUGGAAGGACCGGGCGAGCCAGGGCCGGCUAAUCCUAUUCAGGCGAUAAGCACUAGCAACGGACCUUGGGGCUGUUCCUGGUACGCCAAGUCUGGAUUAUACAUCUUCCUCAAUCGCUCUGGAAGAUGCGCCGCCGCUUGCGAUGCCGAUAUCCUUUGGUCCCAGAAAGACAAGAGGCUCGCGGAGGCCUGGAUGGCUGUAUUCGUAACGGUGUCCUUAGUCUCCGUCGCGAUCGCGAUCCUGACAUUAUUGAAGCCACGCAAACGGCCUAUACUGACCAGCCCCGCAGAGCGUGCGAUAGUCUUUUUGACUAUUUGUCAUGCGGCAGUCGCAAUUGGCUACGUGAUUCGAUUGGCUGCCGGCCGGCUAAACGUCGCCUGCACUCCUGUGAUUCAGUUACAUCCACAGGAACAAGCUGUCUUGGCCCAGCAACAGCAGCAACUGCAGCAACAGCAGCAACAGUACCUAACGCAAGAUGGCCUAGCUAAUCCGUAUUGCGCCGUCGUUUUUCUGCUACUCUAUUAUUUUGGAAACGCAGCGAUCGUUUGGUGGGUCGUAAUAUGCGCGUGGUGGUGCAUAAUGGCCAGAAAAUGGACGAGAACGGCUGGCAACUACAAGGAGGAUAGUUUCGGACUGCAGCAGGGAUUCUCAACCGUAGCCACCGUCGCAGCUUGGAGCCUCCCCGCUGCGCACACUAUCGCCGUACUGGUCACGAGGGAUGUCGACGCCGACGAGUUGACCGCGAGUUGUUUCGUCGGUCAGCAGAACGCGCAUUCUCUUCUGGUAUUAGUGCUGGCGCCACAAUUCGUCUAUCUGUCAUUCGGCGCAACCUUCCUUUUAAUUGGCUUGGCAACAUUGGCAUUACCGCGACGCCCGACGGUAACACCGACGUCGACGUCGAUGUCGACAACAUCAUCGUCUUCGUCGACGACGGCGGCGGCAGCGGCAGCGGCAGUUUUAACGGCGCUAACGGCGUCCCACGCGAAUCCAUUGCGUUCGCAGCGAAGUGAAAUCUCCGGCAAAUUAUCUCCAGGAGAAAUUCACCGGCGACAAAAGCAGUUAUUGACUCGCGUCGGCAUAUUCGGUUGUCUUUACGCUAUCCUGAUCAUUUGCCUCGCCAGCACGACUUUUUAUGAAUGGUGGGGAAGAGAAACGUGGCUGCGAGCACCGGAACCGUCAACGGCACCUCGCAUACCUGCUCGUCCUCUGUUGCAAGUUUUCAUCCUACGAUUAGUAGUGACCCUUGGUGCCGGCGUGAUGGCCGCCGCGUGGAUCUGGUGGCCGGAAAUAACGAACACUUGCCGUAAACUGCCGCACUGUAAACAACCUCCGCAUAAAUGCCAUCCCAUUCCCCUUGUACACACCUGCCAAUACAACGCUGCCAAUCCUAUACCUCACCAAAUUCAUCAUCUCGCUCAUCUAACGCCGCCGCAGCAUCCUCUAUUGCAGCAUGCAACGUUAACCAAUUCGCAAUUGCCACAUAGGAACCAUAAGAAUAAGAAACAUCGGAAACACCGGAAACAUUAUCAUUCCGGUAGCGAAACGCAAGUUUGAACUUCGAACGAAUGUUAACACGUUUCUUUUGUGCCUUACUUUUGUCGCGUCGCAUCCAAUUCGAUAUAAACACACUGCACAUUAAGCGAUAUUUUUAAACUGAUCUCUUGAGAUCAGUUCAAAUCUCGUAUUAGGUACUUAUUGUUAAUCUUAAAACUUCAUCCAGCA
Atta colombica is the source of this 2141-nucleotide messenger RNA. Its product is annotated as frizzled-4. Bases 15 to 1973 code for a protein of 652 amino acids. Gene Ontology annotation, molecular function: Wnt-protein binding; Wnt receptor activity. Lineage: Eukaryota; Metazoa; Arthropoda; Insecta; Hymenoptera; Formicidae. The record is from RefSeq and is a predicted model, not a curated record. Gene Ontology annotation, cellular component: plasma membrane. The transcript has 6 exons. Gene Ontology annotation, biological process: non-canonical Wnt signaling pathway; canonical Wnt signaling pathway.